AUGGCGCAGUCCGUGUGGGGCUAUGACAGCGACAACGGACCCGAGCGCUGGCAUGAAAACUACCCCAUGGCCAAGGGAGACAAGCAGUCGCCCAUUGAGAUCAACAGCAAAGACGUGAAGCACGACUCUUCUCUCACCUCUUGGCACGCCAGUUACGAUCCUGGGGCAGCGAAAACCAUCCUGAACAACGGGCGCACCUGCCGAGUCGUCUUUGACGACACUUUUGAUCGAUCAGUGCUGAGAGGUGGGCCGCUCACGGGAGCCUACAGGCUGCGUCAGCUCCACUUGCACUGGGGUUCCUCUGAUGACCAUGGCUCUGAGCAUGUUAUAGAUGGGGUGAAAUAUGCAGCAGAGUUACAUAUGGUGCACUGGAAUCCAAAACAUGGUAAUUUUGCUGGAGCUUUGAAACAACCUGACGGUGUGGCUGUUGUGGGCAUUUUUCUGAAAGUUGGACAAACUCCCAAACCAGAGUUGAAGAGAAUUCUCGAAGAAAUCGAUAACAUUAAGACCAAGGGGAAAGAGGCUCCUUUUCAGCACUUUGAUCCUUCAGUUCUUUUCCCCAAAUCUCGGGACUACUGGACCUACCACGGUUCAUUCACUACACCCCCCUGCGAGGAGUGCAUCACUUGGAUUCUCUUGAGGGAGCCGAUUGAAGUCAGCUCAGAUCAGAUGGCAAAGCUCCGUAGCCUUUCCAAGAAUGCUGAGAAUGAACCUGUGAACCCACUGGUUGAUAACUGGCGCCCACCUCAGCCUGUGAAGGGCAGGGUAGUAAGAGCCUCGUUUAAGUGAAGUCUCAAGUCUCACUCUGCUGAACCUGAGUGAGAAAAUCUCUGCAUCCCAAAGUGUAGUUAGUUUUUGCUGUCUACUGCUUUUUCUCUGGAUCAAGCUCUGUGUUUCUCAGCUUGAAAUUCUUAGUGGUAAAACCAAAUCUGAUUCUUAAAGCAGAAAAAAUACUGUAUGCAAUGACUAAUCUUAACAAGGAAAUGUGACAUACACAUGACUCUUGACCACAAAUGCCUCAGCAUUUGCAAUAGUGUCACUGCUCACCUAUGUGGUCUUGGAAAAAAAUGGGCUCACUUUCAACAUGUAAAAAUAAUUUCAAAGAAAAUAUAAUAAAGGCAGAAAAAUGAACCAAUAGUACAGGAAAGCAGAAGUAAAAGUGGGUCAACACUGUGUGAAUAGGAGUUAAAAUGCCUGCUCCUACAGCAUCUAUAGUAGUGAUCUUCCUCAUAUAUCCCACCUCCAGUGCAAACAUCCAAACAGUAAAUUCCUCUUUAACUUACUAGAUUUUCCCUCACUUCUCUUGCUCAUAGUUUGUUACCCAAGAUUAGUAUUCUGGGGAAACAGUCAGGCAUACUCGGCUUCUGUUGUGAAGAAGAAAAGAUACCUUGCUGUCAUUUCAACAUUUGCUGUCUUUGCCAUGUCCUGCUGCUGCCCACUGAUCUUUUCUUUCACUGCUGCUGUUACUCCACCCAUCCAGCUGUAGAGUGCUUCUGGUGUCAGGUUGCCUUGUAUUUAGUAUAGCAGCUUUAGGAUUGCUGCGGAGGAAGUGCCUUUCCUCUGCUGCUCUGUUACCUCCCAGGCUGAUGGGUUGAUGCUCUGCAUGUUUUCUUAUUUCUAACAUCUUAGUCUGCACAUUAAUAAUUACACUUAUUAGGAAUUUUGUUGCAUAUGGAGAGGGUCUUUGUGGAUAACUCAUAGGUGUAAUUCGUCUUCCCCACUAAUGAAAAAUCCAGGUUAAGUAACCAAAUCUAGGUUUAAUCACCUAAUACAGGUUAAAUCACCUAACUGUGUAGUCAGAGACUCUAAAUGGAGUGUUUAGGUCUGUUACUUUUCAGGGAGACAUGUCAGCUUGCACAGAUGAUCUGAGCAAGGCAUGACCAGCAGACAGAAGCUUAUGAAUCAUCCUGCCCUGUCCUUCAUCACGUAAACUUUCUCAUUGCAGCAUGCUUCCUAAACACAGGUACUAUUUAGGUUGAACCCACAUAUAGACUACGUGAGUAAAGAUCUGCUACAUUAUAAUCACUGUCAGGGUUGACAGGGUUGUUAUUGUACAUGCAGGAGACUGGGUGGUCAAAGUGGUGUGUCAUCCUGCCAAUGAAGCUUCUGGAUUCUCUGUAUUCAUCCAAUUCACCAGUGAGUGGCAGAGGGUGUUUCUUCUGGAGACAUUGCCACAAACGUGUUCACAGCAACAUUUAGAAGAAAUAUGUCAAAGUCUGAAAAAAGCAGGGUUACAAAUGGUUAGAGCAGGCAUUUCCCAGUUCUCCUUCACUAUUUCACCUUUCACUUCUACUAGAAAAAUGGUGCUGCAACAGGGAAGUAAUGAGUGGGCAACACUGGACAAAUUCUUCUGUUACCACCACAAUUCAAUGAAAAUUCAGAAAUGCAACUGAGGACAGAGUUGGAUCCUUUGUAUUAAUUUAGAAAUGUUCAAAGAAUUGCUGAACUCCCAUUGCAAAUUAACAUUUCAGUUUAUUAGAAGUGAAUUUUGCUUAGUACAAAGCAGUUUCAUUUUAAAAACCAAGUUCAUGUCAGCAGAAAUGAAAGUAUUGAUUGAAUCCUGUUUACAUAUGUUUUGGCAUUGGCUUAGUAUUACCAGAAGAUCAGCUUUUGAUAUUAUGAGUGCAGCACUUGCAAUGGUGUUGAUUUUAAGAAUCUCUUAGAUCUUCUUUAAACUCCUGAGUCUGUACAACUUCUCAUCACAUGAAAAUGUUUCUACAGAAAGCUCAUAAACAAUGUUUUUUUCUACUGUACUGUGUCUUACAUGUAACAUUUUUUCCCUAUGCCUAGGCAGUUGAUCUUGGUGUUGAGAAAAUUUCAAAAGUUAUUAAACUGAGAAGAGAAUUUGAGUCUUUCUACCUAAAAGCCAUUGACUGUGAUGUUUUAGUCUCUUGUUAUUGAGGCAAUAAAACAAGAUUAGUUGACUGCACUUGAAAU
This is a messenger RNA of Apus apus (common swift), 2937 nucleotides long. RefSeq names its product carbonic anhydrase 3 (gene CA3). Lineage: Eukaryota; Metazoa; Chordata; Aves; Apodiformes; Apodidae. Gene Ontology annotation, molecular function: carbonate dehydratase activity; zinc ion binding. The transcript has 7 exons. Gene Ontology annotation, cellular component: cytoplasm. The coding region runs from base 1 to 789 and encodes 262 amino acids. The record is from RefSeq and is a predicted model, not a curated record.